This is a messenger RNA of Gekko japonicus, 1867 nucleotides long. RefSeq names its product ST3 beta-galactoside alpha-2,3-sialyltransferase 6 (gene ST3GAL6). Lineage: Eukaryota; Metazoa; Chordata; Lepidosauria; Squamata; Gekkonidae. The transcript is spliced from 6 exons. Gene Ontology annotation, biological process: glycolipid biosynthetic process. The coding region runs from base 73 to 639 and encodes 188 amino acids. Gene Ontology annotation, molecular function: beta-galactoside alpha-2,3-sialyltransferase activity. The record is from RefSeq and is a predicted model, not a curated record.
GUUGGCAAUGGAGGUGUCCUUCGAAACAAGAGCCUAGGAGAGACAAUUGAUUCCUAUGAUGUGGUAAUCAGAAUGAAUAAUGGCCCUGUUAUUGGCUAUGAAGAAGAUGUUGGAAGGAGGACAACAUUCCGGCUUUUUUAUCCUGAAUCUGUUUUUUCAGAUCCAGUACACUACGAUCCUAACACAACCGCAGUUCUGGUUGUCUUCAAGCCUCAUGACUUAAAAUGGCUUUGGGAUCUGUUAAGUGGUCAGCGUUUAAUUAGAACUAAUGCCUUUUGGAAGAAACCAGCAAUGAGAAUGAUAUACAAAGCAAACCAGAUCAGAAUACUUGAUCCAGCCAUUACCAGAAGAGCAGCUCACGAAUGGCUUCAUUUGCCCACAAAGUUUGCAAAACAGGAAAAGCCAAAGCAUCCCACAACAGGGUUGAUCGCCAUUACUUUUGCAUUACAUAUAUGCAGUGAUGUCCAUCUGGCAGGCUUCAAGUACAACUUCAGUGACAGAAACAGCGUCUUACACUAUUACGGCAAUGACACCAUGUCUCUGAUGAUUCAGAAUGGGUACCAUGACAUUGCUGCUGAACAAAGACUUUUGAAGGAACUCAUAGACCACCACAUUGUGAUCAACUUAACAGAAGAAUAAGAAUGGAAGACAAUUGCUAUUUUUGCCCAGAUUGAUUUUUUUUUUUGCAUUUGGACACAUUUAUUUUUAAAAAUGUUCAUAGCUCUCAAGAUAUUUAAGAAGAAGCAUAUGGAAGCCAUGCUAUGCAUGUCUCCCAGAUGUAACAAGUGUAGCAGAAUGUCCCUGCCUUGAUGGUUUCCUAGAGGAUCUGCUUCUGCUUCUUCUUUUUGUAUACCUAUGCCAGCCAGAAGAAAGAUAUGGGGAAGGCAAAAAAGAGAAAUCUGAAGGAAAAUUACCUAUAUUUUAUCAAAACUGUUGAUAGGCAACCAUAAAAAGUGAGAAUGUUUGUAUUUCACACUUCUACUUUGCACAUGCACUUAUAAGCCAAAUUUACAUCUUUACAUUAAAAUACAGCACUGAUUUUAGAUAGUUUGUUGACAUGUCCAUUCAUGGAUGACUGUCUUGACUUAUCUGUCAAGUCUUAUCCGUCAGUUGUCUUGUACUGCAAAGCUUCCUAUUCUGAGCCACUCUGAAUUCUACUUUUAAUAUCAGUACUGCAGUAGCUGUGUGAGUCCCACAAUUAUGCAAGUAAUCUCAGGAAUAAUAACCAGUAUGACUCAGCUGGUUUUUUUCAUUCCUCCAGAAGCAAAAACAUUUCAGAAGGUUUCCUUCAGUCCUCCAUCUUGUGCUCUGUUUCAGUAUGGUGCUUUCUAAGAUUCAUGAGCUAUAGCACCGGCCCCUGGUAUAAUCCAGGAGGUAUUGCAUGAAAACUGGUUUUAUUUCUUAUCCACCUAUCAUUGAAGUCAACUAAAUAAGUAACACUUGACUUCACAGAUUUUGAGUCUGGGCUUCAAGAGAUGGAUUUAUCUGUGCUAUUUUUUGGAAUUAUGUUUUCAAAAUUGGUUUGAUAAUUUAGGAGAAUCCUGGAAUAUGUGAAAAACCCUGCAUUUCAGAUUUUCAGUCUUGAAUCAUUUACAGAGUUGGGGACUGAACUAAUAUUGCAUUUGUGCACGUCAAGCAAACAUGGUUGCAACCUAAAAUGCAUUAGCCCUAGUCUGGAGAGAGGAGAAAAACGUGAUGAUAACCAUGUCUUUUUCUGUCACCAAAAGCUGUCUUAAUUUUCUUAAUGUUUAAUGUGCUCUCUCAGUGUGUAUACUUUAUGUAAAUUUAUGGGUAAAAUGUAUCUUGAUAAAUGUAAAUAACUCUGGCGCUUCAAUUUUGUGUUUGAUGUCCAUGGACCCAAAUUUGA